This is a messenger RNA of Bactrocera tryoni, 855 nucleotides long. RefSeq names its product TANK-binding kinase 1-binding protein 1-like. The transcript has 4 exons. The record is from RefSeq and is a predicted model, not a curated record. Gene Ontology annotation, biological process: positive regulation of DNA-templated transcription. Bases 86 to 787 code for a protein of 233 amino acids. Gene Ontology annotation, cellular component: nuclear body. Lineage: Eukaryota; Metazoa; Arthropoda; Insecta; Diptera; Tephritidae.
UGAAAAAUAAGAACAGUGACAGCCAUUUUUUUUUACGUUUCAUUGUAAACAAAGUUAUUUGAAAAGCGACGUAUAAAGAUAAAAAAUGGCUGGCAGAAAAAAACGUUCAGGGUGGAGUUUAAAGGAUGAGUUGGAGCUGUUGGAAAAAUGGGAGGCACGUUCCCACGACCUCCGGCGUGCAAAGCGAAAUGCACAUAUAUUCAAUGAGAUUUCGCAGGAAAUGGCGCAAAAGUAUACCGCCGAGGAAAUUCACUGCAAAGUGAAAAACUUGACGAAGAAAUUCAGAGAGGAGAAAACCAAAAUUGGCCCUUCUGGUGGUAGUCCCUCGCCUUGGAGGCACUAUAAUGCUGUGAAUCGCAUUGUAGGGUGUACUGCCGUUAAUUCGGCUUUGUACAUAGAAACGUACUCGUAUUCCGAGAAUUCAACAUUAACCCAAAUGUUGUCGCCGUCCGACCCACCAUUAUCACCUUCGUUGCCGUCACCAUCACCGUCAUGUCCGCUGCCACCUUCGUUGCCGUCACCAUCACCAUCAUCUCCGCUGCCACCUUCGUUGCCGUCACCAUCAAUGUCAUGUCCGCUGCCGUCACCAUCAGCUUCUUCUACAACAAGAAAACGUAAUUUUAGCGCCGAGUUGUUAAAGGUUUUAAAAAAACAAACUGAUAUAUUAGAAAGGGUUGCGGAUGAAACAAAGCACGUUUCAGAUGAAAUACUUCAGACUGUUCGACAGCACAAUCAUUUGUCCGAAAGAUUUUUAACCCUUAUGGAGAACAUCGCGGAGAAACUUUAAGUUUAAAAUUAUUUUAUCGUUUUUUUUUUGCCCGAAGCCAUUAUUUAAUGAAAUGUUUUUUUUUUAUU